AUGCAAGCGUGGGCCCUUCUCUCUGCGGUGCUCUGGUACCUCACAGGAGUUGGAUGCCAGCGUUCAUCCUUACUCAAUAAGAAAGGCUUCGUUUUUGGCAAGAUAGGACACCCAGUGAAAAUAUAUGUAAAAUUACAUCAAAAUAGCCCAGUCCUUAUCUGUAUGGAUUUGAAUCGUGCUAAUACAGAAACAGUGGAUCCCACCUACUUAUGGAUUGGGCCAAAGGAAAAGACAUUAACAGACAAUAGUCGAAUAAGUAUAACAGAAACGGGAAAGCUAAUGGUGAGAGAUUUUCUGGAGCCUUUGUCUGGACUUUAUUCAUGUACUCUUUCUUAUAAGACUGUCAAAGCAGAAAUCCAAGAAGAAACUACAAUAAAGAGGAGAUAUGAAUUUAUGAUCUUUGCCUAUCGGGAACCUGAUUAUUCAUAUCAGAUGGCUGUACGUUUUACUACAAAGUCCUGUGUAGGAAGAUAUAAUGACCUGCUCUUUAGAGUGCUGAGGAAAAUCUUGGAUAAUUUGAUCUCUGAUUUGUUGUGCCAUGUUGUAGAACCAUCAUAUAAAUGCCAUUUUGUUAAAAUUCCAGAACAUAGCCUUUUACAUGAGCUGUUCAUAGCUUUUCGAGUUGAUCCUUUUGCUCCAGGGUGGAAAAGUGCAUGCAAUGAUAGUGUUGACUGUGAAGAUAUCACUAAUCGUAAUAUCCUCAAGGCAAGAGACAGAAUAGAAGAAUUUUUUCGGAGCCAAGCGUAUACUUUCUAUCAUCGCCUUAAUAACACUGUACCAGCUAUGCAUUUUGUGGACCACAGUUUUCAAGUAGUACGUAUGGAUAGCUGUCGACCAGGCUUUGGAAAAGAUGAAGGUCUACACAGCAAUUGUGCUAGUUGUUGUGUGGUUUGUAGCCCUGGGACUUUCAGUCCUGAUGUUGAUGUUUCUUGUCAGAUAUGUGCUUCUACCCAGGUAUAUGGAGCUAAGUCUUGCCCAGAAACUUCAAACAAAAACCAGCCAGGCGAUGACUAG
Messenger RNA from Marmota flaviventris (yellow-bellied marmot), 1014 nucleotides. It is a transcript of the gene Zpbp2, whose product is annotated as zona pellucida binding protein 2. Gene Ontology annotation, biological process: acrosome assembly; binding of sperm to zona pellucida. The record is from RefSeq and is a predicted model, not a curated record. Gene Ontology annotation, cellular component: zona pellucida receptor complex; acrosomal vesicle; extracellular region. NCBI's taxonomy places the organism in Eukaryota, Metazoa, Chordata, Mammalia, Rodentia, Sciuridae.